Messenger RNA from Paramisgurnus dabryanus, 2195 nucleotides. RefSeq names its product neuropilin and tolloid-like protein 1. Gene Ontology annotation, biological process: positive regulation of excitatory postsynaptic potential. Gene Ontology annotation, cellular component: postsynaptic density. The record is from RefSeq and is a predicted model, not a curated record. NCBI's taxonomy places the organism in Eukaryota, Metazoa, Chordata, Actinopteri, Cypriniformes, Cobitidae. Gene Ontology annotation, molecular function: ionotropic glutamate receptor binding.
UUAUAUUGUUGAUGUAUUUUCUCUCAAAUUUAUUUAGCAAUUCGCCACUUCAACUCGCAUUUCAUGGCAUUAAAACUUGAAAGCCUUUGGGGAGAAUCAUGGUGCCGCGCGUCAAACUGCUCAUAGUUGUUGCAGGUUUUAUCAAUCUUGGGUUUUCUGGAGCACCAACAGCACCCCCAAAGAGAGCUAUAGUUAAAAACAACUCAGGUGUAACACCAGCUGGUUUGUGUGGUACCUGGGUUAAAGAAACCGAUGGUGGGCUUUUCACAUCCCCUAACUAUCCCGAGAAAUAUCCUCCUGACCGGGAAUGCACAUACAUAAUUGAAGCUUCUCCAAGGCAAUGCAUCGAUCUGUAUUUUGAUGAGAGGUAUGCUAUUGAGCCAUCAUGGGAGUGUAAGUUUGACCACAUCGAGGUUCGGGAUGGCCCAUUUAGCUAUUCUCCUAUCAUUGGCCGGUACUGUGGACAAGAGAGCCCAACCUAUGUUAGGUCUAGUGGACGAUACCUCUGGAUAAAAUUUGUGGCAGAUGGUGAACUAGAGGCCACUGGAUUUUCAGCUCGAUAUAAUUUCACACAAGAUCCUGAAUUCAAAGACUUUGGAACUCCAGCACCUCUUCCAAUUUGUGAUUUUGAAAUGAAUGGACCUGAGGGGAUUGUGGAGUCUGUAAUGGUUGCCAAAGAAAGGAAGGCACUACCAUCAGAGGCUGUGGACUGCAGGUGGUUCAUAAGAGCUCCUCCUGGCUUUAAGAUCUACUUGCGCUUCCUGGACUACGAGAUGCAAAACUCGAAUGAGUGCAAGCGAAACUUCGUGGCAGUGUAUGAUGGGAGCAGCUCUGUGGAGCACCUGAAAAAUAAAUUCUGUAGCACGGUGGCCAAUGAUGUGAUGCUGCUGAGCUCAUUAGGUGUGAUUCGCAUGUGGGCCGAUGAAACCAGCCGCAGGAGUCGAUUCCGAAUCCUCUUCACCACCUUCAACGAGCCUCCAUGCAUAGGCGAUUCGUUCUUCUGUCAUAGCAACAUGUGCAUUAACCACACGCUGGUGUGUAAUGGUAUCCAGAAUUGUGUCUAUCCAUGGGACGAAAAUGGAUGCAAGGAGAAAAGAAAAGCCACUAUCUUGGACCACCUUGACAAUACCAACAUAAUCAUUAUCGGCGUAACCUGUGGAGUGGUGAUCAUCUUGCUUACCGUGUCAAUAAUCAUUCAAAUAAAACAACCACGCAAGAAGUACAUCAUUCGCAGAGACGAAUUUGACCCCACCUUGCUGCACGAGGCCUUCGAACCCCCGCACUAUGAGCUGUGCACAUUACGGCAGCCGACCUCAAGUGAUGGUGAGGUUCUACCAGAAGACUUUCACAAACUGCAGCGAUCUUCUUCCAAAUGCAUCCACGGCCAUCACUGCGGUUCCCAGGUGUCCAGUACCCGAGGCAGCCGCAGUGACCUCAGCUUGCGAGACGCUUCCACAAUUUUCUCAGAGAUGCAAGAAACUGCACAACCAUCCCUCCCUCUGCAAGCUACUCCUACUGGCCACAGGAAUAUUCUUAUAAUGAAGCACAGCUACUCACAUGAUGGGGCUGAAGAGUAUGACUUUGAUGAUGAACUGGAUGAUGGACCCAUUACCAGCAUUGGGCGAGCAGCAAUGGAGAGAACUGUGCAUCGGUCCAUAUCCAAUGACUUUUGAUGGUCCAUGUAUAUAUGAGCCUAGCUUUUGAAUAGCUUAUGUGUCAUUUGUCGCUAUUUUAUUUGUAGUAGGGUUAGGGUUUUGUUGAAAGACAUGAUUCCCUUCGCUUCAUGCACAUUUUCCUUGUUUGUGUACAAAUUCAUGAAGGAAUAUCAAUUAACAUUGAUGUACAUACUAUAUGUAUAUAAUGUGAGUCAUACGCCUCAGGAUUUUUUCUUGUUUUGCCUAUUGUUGUGUGCAAUACUUGCUGUCUGGCUCAUAUUAUUUGAUGGCAUUCCAGUACACACAAUCAUUGCAAAUGACUGAUGUAAAUUUUGGAGGAUCAUACUAAAUUUUAUUUAAAACAGUACAUAAAAGUAAUUUAAAAGCUUUGUUUAUUUUCCCCAUUGUAAAAAUAGUGUUGUAGGACAAUGUUUUUCCUUCUUACUGAACUGUGUGAUUUAAUUUUGUGAUUUUAUUUAUUUUCAUUGCUUUGUGCUUCUUUUAUAUUGUACUAUACCCCACCCCAGCUUAUUAUUCUCA